Anastrepha ludens (Mexican fruit fly) is the source of this 1378-nucleotide messenger RNA. RefSeq names its product coiled-coil-helix-coiled-coil-helix domain-containing protein 10, mitochondrial (gene Chchd2). The record is from RefSeq and is a predicted model, not a curated record. Gene Ontology annotation, cellular component: mitochondrion; nucleus. The coding region runs from base 186 to 671 and encodes 161 amino acids. Gene Ontology annotation, biological process: mitochondrion organization. NCBI's taxonomy places the organism in Eukaryota, Metazoa, Arthropoda, Insecta, Diptera, Tephritidae. The transcript is spliced from 3 exons.
GGCAAAUCAGAAUUUUUAUAAAAGCACGCGAGCUGUGAAUAAAACGUCAGUUUAAAACAGAAAAAGCAACUUAAAAUAUAUCAAAGCGAAGGCUUUAAGCAAAUAAACGCGACAUUAAAGCGAACAAAGACCCUUUGUGCAAUUUAUUAUUCAAAACGUGUGAUUAUUAAAGAAAAUAAAUAAAAAUGGUACGACGUGGACGUUCAGCUAGCCCACCACCAGCCACCAGGAGGUCUGUGCCUACACAUCAUGCGCCGGCUCCAACACCAAAUGUGCCAGCACGCACUGCUCCGGCUGCAGCACCAGUUCCUGUGCAAGCAGCACCCAGUGCCGUCGGUGCACCACAACAGCCCUCAAUGUUCCAGCAGAUGGCAGCUACCGCUGGCGGCGUAGCUGUUGGUUCAGCAGUGGGUCACACCAUUGGCGCUGGUCUAACUGGACUGUUCAGCGGUUCCGGUGAUAAAGAAGCAGCUGCUCCUGCUGCCGCACCAGCUGCUCCAGCCCAACAACAAUAUUUUGGUAAUGCUGCUCAGCCCAACGAGCCACAAGGGCCAUGCACUUGGGAGAUUAAACAGUUCCUACAAUGCGCUCAAGGCCAAUCUGACUUGACACUCUGCGAGGGUUUCAACGAAGCACUGCGACAGUGCAAGACUCAACAUCACUUGCAGUAAACUAUUGGAAUGGCCUAAACAAGCAAACAAUUAUUCAAAUAUUCUUCUUCUAAUAAUAAAUUAUUCAAAUUAAUUAUUGCAAUUGAAUGUAAACAAAAACAAAUUCAUAUUUUAGACGUUUAAAGUCCUAGCAUAGCAGGACUGAUUGUUUGAGAAUGGCAGGUCUGAUUAAUGUUUCAGAAUAUUUGAAAGCGCGCAACAAUAACGGUAACAAAAAUUGCUAUAUUAAAUAUUUCUAGAAACAUCUACGCAACAAAAAAAUAUUCGUAUUACGAGAAUGUGGAAGAAAACGUUAAUUGGCAAACAACUAAAAAUAGGAAAUCAUUCCACUGUGAAAACAAAAAGAAUACCAUACCACUCACGUGCUGAUGCAGACACGCUGAGUAAUCAAAACAACAGCAAUUGCAGUUGUUGCUGCAAUAAAGGAGAAUAACUAAAAACAACCAAAAUAAUUUCGACUUAUUUUCCUAUACAAUGAAUAUUAGUUUUAUUUUUAGUUACUAAGUUUUUGCGUGUAAUUAUGAAAUCAAAGAAGGCUCGUACUAAGAGGGAAGGUGGUAAAACUAAAUGUAUUUUAGAGUAGUAUUGUUGUGAAAUUAGUGCCAAAUAUAUAUGUAAUUAAUUCUAGCUCGAAUGAAAUUAGCAAACUUUUGCUGAGGCGCUUAAAUUCUAAUAAAAAUUAGCAGUUCGGCAUCAUGAAAAAAAAA